Molecule: messenger RNA, 1403 nt
Organism: Hordeum vulgare subsp. vulgare (domesticated barley)
Lineage: Eukaryota; Viridiplantae; Streptophyta; Magnoliopsida; Poales; Poaceae
Product: cyclin-dependent kinase B2-1
Exons: 6
Coding region: 105-1085 (326 amino acids)
Biological process (GO): regulation of G2/M transition of mitotic cell cycle; signal transduction; G1/S transition of mitotic cell cycle
Cellular component (GO): cytoplasm; cyclin-dependent protein kinase holoenzyme complex; nucleus
Molecular function (GO): cyclin binding; cyclin-dependent protein serine/threonine kinase activity; ATP binding
Source: RefSeq, a predicted model, not a curated record
UCCCCAAUCACAAACCCUAACCACAGCCGCCACCCCACCAAAUCACCCGUCUCGCACGGCAACCCACCAGAGAGAGAGAGAGAGAGAAAGCGCGGAUCUGCGCGAUGGCGACGCUCCAGCACCAGAACCAGGGGGCGGCGGCGCCGAUGACCACGACCGGCGGCGGCCUGCGCGCCAUGGACCUCUACGAGAAGCUGGAGAAGGUCGGGGAGGGCACCUACGGGAAGGUGUACAAGGCCCGGGAGAAGGCGACGGGCCGGAUCGUGGCGCUCAAGAAGACGCGCCUCCCGGAGGACGACGAGGGUGUGCCCCCCACGGCGCUCAGGGAGGUCUCGCUGCUGCGGAUGCUGUCGCAGGACCCGCACGUCGUGCGCCUGCUCGACCUUAAGCAGGGCCAGAACAAGGAGGGCCAGACCAUCCUCUACCUCGUCUUCGAGUACAUGGACACCGACCUCAAGAAGUUCAUCCGCGGCCACCGCCAGAACCACCAGAAGAUCCCUGCCCACACCGUCAAGAUCCUGAUGUACCAGCUCUGCAAGGGCGUGGCUUUCUGCCACGGACGCGGUGUCCUGCACCGUGACCUCAAGCCGCACAACCUGCUCAUGGACCGCAAGACCAUGGCUCUCAAGAUCGCCGAUCUUGGGCUCAGUCGUGCCUUCACGGUUCCUCUCAAGAAGUACACGCACGAGAUCCUUACUCUGUGGUACAGAGCUCCUGAGGUCCUUCUUGGCGCCACACACUACUCCACGCCCGUUGACAUGUGGUCUGUGGGCUGCAUAUUUGCUGAAUUGAUCACUACCACGGCACUUUUCCCUGGAGACUCUGAGGUGCAGCAGCUCCUGCACAUUUUCCAGUUGUUGGGCACUCCAAAUGAGGAGGUCUGGCCAGGAGUAGGCAAGCUCCCCAACUGGCAUGAGUACCCUCAGUGGAACGUCUCAAAGCUGUCUUCUGUAAUUCCCAGUCUCGAUGCCGUUGGUAUUGAUCUGCUUGAGAAAAUGCUGCAGUAUGAGCCGGCAAAGCGGAUCUCUGCAAAGAAGGCCAUGGAGCACCCAUACUUCGAUGAUGUGGACAAGGCGCUGUACUGAAGCUGUCUUGGUGGCUAACAAGAAGCGGAUUUCUUGUGAUUUGUGCUUGUCCUGAAGCAUAUCUUUUGCUUCCAGGACAGGCAUUUUUACCUCUGUUAUUCCAGCUGCCAUUUAGUUUGCACCACUGACUGAUGGUUGUGAUGGAUAGUGGCUAUGGAACUAUGCAUAAUUAAACCCCUCUUGUCAGGUGUCAAACACUGGUCUUGUGAAGCACUGCUUCUGCUUCUGCUUCAAAAUCAGGCUUUAUACUGUAUGCCAUUCAUUUCUGUUUCUGAUGGAAAACUUGAUAAAUAUAAAAGACUUCUGAGACUUGGUGAA